This is a messenger RNA of Closterium sp. Yama58-4, 4461 nucleotides long. NCBI's taxonomy places the organism in Eukaryota, Viridiplantae, Streptophyta, Zygnematophyceae, Desmidiales, Closteriaceae. The record is from the annotation of a GenBank genome assembly.
AUGUAUGCGAUGUCUAUUAGUGGAGAGGGUGCUCAGUACUUGCGUGUUCCGCCCGACCCGGGCAUUCAGGCCAGCCCCGCUGCUGCUCUAGGUGCUAGUGUGUCUGCUUCCACUGGUACUACUGCAGCUGCUACUCUAGGUGCUUGUGCGUCUGUGCCCCCUGGUACUGAGUCGACUGCAGCACUGCACACCUUCACACUGGACUCAGGUGCUUCUCGCUCUUUCUUUCGUGACCGCACUGUCCUUGAGCCUCUAGCUCGGCCGGUUGCUGUCUCUCUUGCUGACCCCUCUGGGGGUCCGGUCCUUGCGACCUCCUCCACCACCCUUCCGUGUCCAGCGGUUCCGUCCGGCACGCUCUCAGGUCUCUACCUCCCCUCGUUCUCCACGAACUUGGUGGCAGGUAGUGCGCUCCAGGACUCGGGUGUUCACCAGUUCACCCCUGCCUACGAGCGUGUGACUCACUGCACGUGUGCUCGGACGGGCCGCCACCUGGCUACUUUCACUCGAGAGCCGGGGUCUGACCUGUACACACUGACUACUGAGUCCCCUCAGGUAGCUGCGUCUGCGUCAGCGUCAGGUCAGCUGUCCGCCCCCUGCUCGUGUCGCUCUCUGGCGAACGACACCGUCCUCUGGCACCACCGCCUUGGUCACCCGUCUGUGCAGCGCCUGCGGGCCAUGCACAAACGGGACCUUGUUGCUGGUCUUCCCAGGGUGCUCCCUCCCCUUCCUGACUCCCCUGCUCCUGACUGCAUUCCCUGUGUCGAGGGGCGGCAGCGCGCCGCUCCUCACUCCUCCUCCUUUCCCCCGACGACCGCUCCCCUGCAGACGCUCCACAUGGACGUGUGGGGCCCAGCCCGCGUCCGUGGUCAGGGUCAGGAGAGGUACUUCCUGAUAGUUGUUGACGACUACUCGCGCUACACCACGGUCUUCCCCUUGCGCGCCAAGGGUGACGUCCCUGGUGUUUUGAUCCCCUGGAUCAGCCGAGCCCGUCUCCAGCUAGGCGAGCGCUUUCACUCGGACUUUCCUGUCCUGCGCUUGCACUCUGACAGGGGUGGUGAGUUCGCCUCCGACCUCUUGGCAGCCUACUGUGCUGAGCACGGCAUUGAGCAGUCGUACACGCUUCCGGCCUCUCCACAGCAGAAUGGAGUUGCUGAGCGCCGCAUUGGCUUAGUCAUGGAGGUCGCUCGUACCUCCCUGACCCAUGCGGCUGCUCCCCACUUUCUGUGGCCGUUUGCGGUCCGGUACGCAGCGCAUCAGCUCAACCUCUGGCCCCGUGUCUCCUUGCCGGAGACUUCCCCGACUCUACGGUGGACGGGAGAGGUUGGCGAUGCGUCGCGUUUCCGGGUCUGGGGAUCUCGAGCUUUUGUCCGCGACACGUCCGCGGACAAGCUCUCGCGUCGCGCUGUUCCCUGUGUCUUUCUUGGCUUUGUUCCCGACGCGCCUGGAUGGCAGUUUUACCACGUCACCUCGCGCCGGGUUCUGGCCUCUCAGGACGUCACUUUUGACGAGUCCGUCCCCUUCUACCGCCUCUUCCCCUACCGCACUGCCCCGCUCCCCCCCUCGCCUCUCUUCCUCGCUCCAGGUGCUGAGGUACCAGACCCCCUCCCCCCUCAGGGUGCCGCUCCCUCAGGUGUGUCCCAGGUAGACCCGGGUGAGCCUGUCGAGGUAGCUGUUGACUCGCGUCCUGCGUCUGGGGGUGCUGAGCCUGGGAGUGCUGCGUCUGAGGGUGCGGAGCCUGGGGGUGCUGAGCCUGGAGGUGCGGAGCCUGGGGGUGCUGAGCUUGGAGGUGCGGAGCCUGGAGGUACUGAGCCUGGAGGUGCGGAGCCUGGGGGUGCUGAGCCUGGAGGUGCGGAGCCUGGAGGUGCGGAGCCUGGAGGUGCGGAGCCUGGUGGUGCUGUUGCUGGUGCUGAGGACCAGGAUGCUGGAGCUGCUGCUGGUGCUGAGGACCCGGGCGUUGGAGCUGCUGCUGGUGCUGAGGACCCGACCGGUGGCGCUGCUGCUGGUGCUGAGGACCUGACCAGUGCCCCUGCUGCUGGUGCUGAGGACCCGGGCGUUGGAGCUGCUGCUCGUGCUGAGGACCCGACCGGUGGUGCUGCUGCUGGUGCUGAGGACUCGGGCGUUGGAGCUCCUACUGGUGCUGAGGACCCGGGCGUUGGAGCUGCUGCUGGUGCUGAGGACUCGGGCGUUGGGGCUGCCACUGGUGUCCCUGCUGCUUCUGGAGACGCUGCGCGGCCGCGACCGUACUUCGUACCGCUCCUUCAGCAGGUUCUUGGUCAGGCUCCUCCUCCUAGUCCUCCUCCCUCCGUCGAGUGUCCUCUGCCUGUCCAGCCGCAGUCACAGUUACCGCCUGUCUCGCCUCUCCCUGCUCCCUCUCCUUACGCUGGUCCCACAGGAGGUCUUACAGAGCGACGUGAGCCUGAGUCUCGUCCUGCGUCGCCUGUUCGUACUGCUCGCACUGGUCGUCGUGUCCCACGUGAGCGUCCUCCUCCUGUCCCUGGCACUCACUACAUGACUCUACGUCCCUCCACUGCUCCGCAGCGCGUCCCGCUGCCGUCUCCUCCUGCGUCCUCUCUUCCUACUCUUCCUGACCCGGAGUCUGACUCCCGUCGUGCUGCCAGUCCCACUGUUACGCGUCUCCUCGCUACAGUUGUCACUGACCCGACCUUUGAGUCCUCUGCUGCGUCUGCUCUGGUCGCUGAGUUGGUUGACUUUGCUGCUCGCUGUCGCCUAGACUACGCUGCCAGCCUUGUCGCUAGGUCUGAGUCUGCGUCUGCCUGUCCUCCGUCCGUCGGGGGUGAGUGUGCCCUCGGCACGGACGUCCUUGAGGACAGACAGGAGGAGUUCCACUGCCUUGCUGCUGCUUUGCCCCGUCUCGUGUCCUUGCUAGUUGCCCCUGAGGGAGACCCGGAUGCACCAGACAUCCCGACCCCACGCUCUUACGCUGAGGCGAUGGCGGGUCCCUACUCCUCUCACUGGCAGACAGCCAUGGACGCAGAGAUGGCCUCCUGGAAGUCCACAGGCACCUACGUAGACGAGGUUCCCCCUCCUGGGGCGAACAUCGUCAGUGGCAUGUGGAUUUUCAGGGUGAAGCGGCCGCCGGGUUCUCCGCCUGUCUUCAAGGCGCGCUACGUGGCUCGAGGCUUCAGUCAGCGAGAGGGAGUAGACUUCUUUCAGACCUUCUCCCCCACCCCGAAGAUGACUACUCUUCGGGUGCUGCUGCACAUAGCCGCUCACCGCGACUACGAGCUUCACUCUCUUGACUUCAGCACUGCUUUCUUGCAGGGCAGCCUGCACGAGGAGAUCUGGCUGCGCCGCCCCCCUGGCUUCACUGGGUCAGUUCCUCCUGGCACCCAGUGGAGGCUUCAGCGGCCGGUCUACGGUCUCCGCCAGGCGCCACGUGAGUGGCAUGACACACUGAGGACGACACUUGCGGCUCUUGGGUUCGCUCCCUCUACUGCUGACCCGUCGCUGUUUCUACGCACCGACACCUCGCUGCCGCCGUUCUACAUCCUCGUGUACGUCGACGACUUAGUCUUUGCCACUGCUGACACCGCGGCACUCGCUCACGUGAAGUCGGAGCUGCAGAGGAGACACACGUGCACAGACCUGGGUGAGCUGACGAGCUAUCUUGGCUUGCGGAUCACCCGGGACAGAGCACGGCGCACCAUCACCCUGACUCAGUCACACAUGGUGCAGCAGGUUCUCCAGCGCUUCCGCUUCACGUACUCCUCGCCUCAGUCCACUCCUCUGCCUACCGGUCACUCGCUCUCAGCUCUGCCUUCGGAUGAGUCCGUAGAGCCGAGUGGCCCGUAUCCAGAGCUUGUGGGCUGCCUCAUGUACCUGAUGACCUGCACUCGACCUGACCUUGCAUACCCUCUUAGCAUCCUAGCACGCUAUGUCGCUCCUGGCCGUCACCGGAAGGAGCACAUGGAUGCUGCUAAGAGGGUGUUGCGCUACCUGUGCAGUACGUCGGGCAUGGGGCUUGUGCUUGGAGGGCGAGACCGGGUUGUUCUCACAGGGCACUCAGACGCUUCUUGGGCAGACGACCAGGCUACUCAGCGGUCGUCCCAGGGUUACACCUUCAGCCUUGGCUCUGGCUCAGUUUCUUGGCGUUCUACUCGCUCUUCUUCUGUUCUCAGCUCCAGUUGUGAGGCUGAGAUCUACGCCACAGCCAUGGCUGCUCAGGAGCUACGCUGGCUGACCUACCUGCUGACCGACCUCGGAGAGCGGCCUCGUUCUCCUCCAGUGCUGUACGUCGACAACAAGGCUGCCAUUGCCUUGUGUGAGGAGCACAGACUGGAGCACAGAACGAGCACAUCGCUCUGCGGUACUUCCUUGCUCGAGAGCUGCAGCAGCGUGGUCAGCUUUGUCUGCGUUACGUGGCCACGGAGGCCAACACUGCUGAUGUGUUCACCAAGGCGCUUCAGCCUUGUGACCAUCAGCGCUUUUGCACUCUGCUAG